GUUGUUCCCCGUCUUCAUUUGUCCCCACUUCCUCCCGUCAAAAUGGGCAAAGGUUACAGCGCAAGGAUCGCCUCGAAUCCAUACAUCGUCGGUACAUUCGCAUGUAUCGGUGGAGGCCUCUUCGGUUUGGACAUAUCUUCCAUGUCCGCAGUGUUGAACAACCCCGCAUACGCGAACACUUUCCACAACCCCACUUCCAAUGCACAGGGUGCCAUCGUCGCUUCUAUGCCCGCUGGGUCCUUGAUUGGCGCUCUUUCUGUUACCUACCUUGGUGAUAAGCUUGGACGCAAAAAGACGAUCAUCCUUGCUGGUCUUUUCUGGGUCAUUGGUUCUAUUAUUCAGUGCGCGUCGAUUAACCGUGGCAUGCUUGUCGUUGGUCGUAUUAUUUCUGGUCUCUCCGUCGGUAUCUCUUCCACCGUUGUCCCUGUCUAUCAAUCCGAGAUUGCUGCACCCGCAAUCCGUGGUCGCCUGGUUUCCUUCCAACAAUGGUCUAUCACCUGGGGUAUCUUGCUUCAGUACUUUGUUCAGUUCGGUUGUUCGUACAUAAACGGUACUGCCUCAUUCCGUAUCCCAUGGGGUCUCCAGAUGAUCCCCGCUAUCGUCCUUUCUCUCGGUAUGCUAGCGUUCCCCGAGUCCCCCCGUUGGCUCGUCGAUCAUAACCGCGAGGCAGAGGCUUUGGAAAUUCUUGCUGACCUUCACGGUGGAGGCAAUCCGCAGGAUGAGCUCGUCGUCCUUGAGUUCGAGGAAAUUAAGUCACAGGUUUACUUCGAACGAACUGAAGGUGCCAAGGCCUGGUCAGACCUCUUCAAGCGUAGUGUAUUGCGCCGUGUCUUCCUUGGCACGUCUCUCCAGAUGUGGUCUCAGCUUACUGGUGUGAAUGUUAUGAUGUACUAUGUCGUCUACGUCUUCGAGGGUGCUGGUCUUACUGGUCGUCGCGCGAAUCUAAUUGCAGACUCUGUGCAAUAUGUCCUGAAUGUCGCCUUCACUGUCCCUGCAAUCAUUUACAUCGACAAAUGGGGACGUCGCCCGAUGUUUAUUUACGGCUGUCUCGUCAUGGGCUUCUGGCUCUACCUCGUCGGUGGUCUCCAGGCCCGCUUCGGCGAAAUGGGAACUGUUGACGGUACUGCUACAUGGGUGGUACUUAACAAUCCCGCUGCCACAAAAGCGAUCAUUGUGUGUUCCUACUUUUUCGUGUGUUCCUUCGCUAUUUCGAUGGGUCCUGCCUCUUGGGCCUAUCCUGCCGAGAUCUUCCCCAUGCGUGUGCGUGCCAAGGCCGUCUCUCUCUCCACAGCCACGAACUGGUUGUUCAACUUCGCUUUGGCAUGGGCGGUACCUCCGAUGUUGCAAAACAUCCAAUGGAAGACGUAUUUGGUGUUCGGGACGUUCAACUUUGCAGCCUGCAUCCACUUCAUCUUCUGCUUCCCUGAGACAGCACAGCGCUCUUUGGAGGAGAUCGAAGAUGUGUUCUCACAGGGCCACGUGUUCAGUGCAUGGGCUGUAUCUAGGUCCGUGGGCAAGAAGGACUUGUCGGAUGUACUUGCACACAAGGUGGGCAAGGAAUCGCUUGAUAAGUCGGAGGGUGCAUAAGGGGUUGAAGGCACGUUUUAAGCUUGCUCAUUUUCUGACUUCUCCGUAAGGUCUAAUAGUUUACUGUACUUGUUAAGCACUGCUGUUGGCAUAAGCAUUUAGUGUCACGACCAAUCUACGAUGAUAUAGCGCGUUUUGUGAACUUUAA
Suillus discolor is the source of this 1735-nucleotide messenger RNA. RefSeq names its product general substrate transporter. Bases 43 to 1587 code for a protein of 514 amino acids. Lineage: Eukaryota; Fungi; Basidiomycota; Agaricomycetes; Boletales; Suillaceae. Gene Ontology annotation, molecular function: carbohydrate:proton symporter activity. The record is from RefSeq and is a predicted model, not a curated record. Gene Ontology annotation, biological process: carbohydrate transport; transmembrane transport. Gene Ontology annotation, cellular component: membrane. The transcript has 10 exons.